AUGUGUGAACAGUGCAUAAAGGAGCAUGCUCACCACACAGCCCUGGGGGAUGCCGGUGCUCAGGAUGAAGGUGGAGGAUGUGUGCUUGCCCAGUCUUACAGUUUGGAAGCAGUUGAUGAGGAAAUCCAAGAGCUCUUGCAGAGACCGAGGUCUCUCGGUGGUUUGGAGAUAGAAGGAACUAUUCAGUGCAGAGGAGAGGGGCAGAAAACAGAGACGGGGGAUAUAAUUUCUUACUCGCUUCGAGCCUCGGGGUGUCCGCACCCAGCAGGAGAGCCCAACUCGACGACAGAGUUCCCAGAAACCUGCCGCUAUUUUGGGGUCGACUCCCAGGACAAGCCCCUGAACAGGAACUACCGGCUUUGGAGGGGGUCUAACUGCUGUCUCUUCCCACUGACAGGAGCCCUCAUCUGGGCACAGCUACUGAUGUGGGCCCUGGCGGUUCCUGGAUCCUGGGGCUCUUUGAAUGAAGAGCAGGAAGAGCUGAUAGUGGAGCUUCACAACUAUUACAGAGGGCAGGUUUCCCCCAGCGCAUCGGCCAUGCUGCCACUGAAAUGGGACAGCAACCUGAAGGUUGUAGCUGAGGGCUACGCAGCUAAAUGUGACUGGAAUCACAACCCGAACUUAGAGGACACCGGAGAGAACCUGUUUGCUUCCACCGGUCCACUUGACCUGAGGAUGGCACUGGAGAAAUGGUUCCUUGAACAUCUUCACUAUGACUACGACAAUAACAGCUGCCCUGAAGAUGAGAUGUGUGGACACUAUACACAGAUGGUAUGGGCAGACACUCACAGAGUAGGCUGUGCCUUGCAUCUCUGUGACACGAUGGAGGGACUGGACUUUGAAGAUGCCUCUUUCCUAGUGUGCAACUACUAUCCAGCGGGAAACUAUGAAGGGGAGAAACCUUACGUGGAAGGUGACAUGUGCUCCAGGUGUCCUGAAAACAUGCAGAAAUGUGAAAAUAACCUCUGCGUGGCCGACACCGAGGACGGGGAUGAGGAGGAAAUAGCUUCUACCACUCCUCUUACCACCACAACCACACCACAACCUCCCAUCCACCCCGAGACCACCACCUCUUCCACCUCCACAAAGGAUGGGGUUGGCCCCGAGAGCCCAGCCACCCUGCCCCCGUUCCUGGGCACCGACCCCCCAGACGUCCCCUACACAAUGUCAGAGAGCCCGGGGAACAAGGAAGAGGAGACAAGGAGGGAAGAUGUGGAGAGAAUGGGAGAAGAGAAAGAGAAUGAGAGCAAGGGGGAAGAGAUAGCAAAGGCUAAUGCUGCUAGUUUAGACACAUUGCCUGUUUUCUUUUCAAUUUUCCUGGCUGGAGCAUUGACUCUAAGGCUGUAAAGA
Lampris incognitus (smalleye Pacific opah) is the source of this 1350-nucleotide messenger RNA. RefSeq names its product peptidase inhibitor 16-like. The record is from RefSeq and is a predicted model, not a curated record. The coding region runs from base 1 to 1347 and encodes 448 amino acids. NCBI's taxonomy places the organism in Eukaryota, Metazoa, Chordata, Actinopteri, Lampriformes, Lampridae. The transcript is spliced from 9 exons. Gene Ontology annotation, cellular component: extracellular region.